Moneuplotes crassus is the source of this 867-nucleotide messenger RNA. The record is from the annotation of a GenBank genome assembly. NCBI's taxonomy places the organism in Eukaryota, Ciliophora, Spirotrichea, Euplotida, Euplotidae.
AUGUUAGCAUCUACCUUAAGAAGAUCUGUUAAAAAGAACAACUUCACAGUAACUCUAAGAACCUUCUGUUGCACUACUCAAUAUAAAGGCUUGAAGUACGACAACUGUAACUUCGAGGUUAAGGAGUACGGAGUUGGAUUGGUCACCAUCAAUAGGCCAAAGGCUCUUAAUGCUCUCUGUGAUGCUCUCUACCAAGACCUCCAUGAUAUCAUCACUAAGAUGGAUAAGGACGAAAAAAUCGGAGCCAUUGUACUCACUGGUAGCGAUAGAGCUUUUGCUGCUGGAGCUGAUAUUAAGGAAAUGAGCGACAAGAUUUACCCAGCAACUUACAGCACAGACAUGCUCGCAUGGUGGGAGAACAUUGCUAAGGUCAGAACUCCAACCAUUGCUGCAGUUAAUGGAUUCGCUCUUGGAGGAGGAUGCGAACUCGCCAUGAUGUGUGAUAUCAUCCUUGCAGGAGAUAAAGCCCAAUUCGGGCAACCAGAAAUUAAACUAGGAACUAUCCCAGGAAUGGGAGGAUCUCAAAGAUUCACAAGAGCCGUUGGUAAGGCCAGAGCUAUGGAAAUGAUCCUUACUGGAGAUUUCAUGAAAGCUGAUGAAGCCUGAACUAGAGGACUUGUAUCCAGAGUUGUUCCAUCAGAAGAGCUCGUUGACGAUGCCUUAAAGACUGCAAAGAAGAUCGCUGGAAUGUCGAGACCAAUAGCACUUUUAGCUAAGGAAGCUGUCAAUGCUGCCUUCGAGACAACUCUCGAUACCGGUCUGAGAUUCGAGAGAAGACUCUUCCACUCCACUUUCGCUACUCAGGACCAGAAGGAAGGUAUGAGUGCUUUCUCAGAGAAGAGAACUCCAGCAUGGAAGCACAAGUAA